AAACCUUCAAGUUUGUUAUUCAGUUGAAAACUUGCUCACACUCAAGCCACACACACCCCCGCAUUGUUCGAAGGGUUUACACUUGUACACUUGCAUUACACUUAAAAAAAUAUAAAAAAAGGAAACAUAAAUACCUUAAACACAAAACAUGGCGAACGUGAACGAUCCAACAGUCAAGGGCAUCCUCAAGGCGUCUGGAACUUAUACCAAAAACUAUGACCUCGACUUAAAGACCGCCAAGUUCGACGAGGUGAACAUCAUGAACACCUUCCAUCCAGUAGGCAAGGACUACGGGCACAUGAUUAUUGAUGAGCCCAAGACCCCAUGGGUCUGUGAGGAUGAUCUGCCCAAGGAACUGGACACGAAUGUGCUAAUCGAGAAGCUCCGCAUGACUUCGAAGACAGAAAUGCCGGCUUUCGGCAUAGACGGCGACUCUGAGGAUUCUUCAGCGGAUGAGGAUUACCCAGAGUCCCUAGAGGAAAAGGUGCGGCGCACGGAGUUUGAGAGACGCCGGAAACUACACUACAAGGAAUUCUUCUCCGUGCCUCUCGCACGGCGGCUCAUCUCCGAGGAGUUCUCCGAGUGGACCAGCGAGUCCAGCUCUCACAGCCAUCAGGGGGAGGAAUCGAUGCCCUGCUCGGAGGUCUGUCCCGAAAGCGAGCUUGGAAUCUUGAAUGCUCACACCCCACCUAGCUCCUUUGCUAAUACCCCCUCCUCGGGGCAUGGAGACCUGACGCCACAGCCAGACGUGGAGCCUGGCUUUGAUCCCUCGCAUCCGUGCUACCACAAGCUAGUGGCUGAGAUCGACCUCGACAACCGAAUGGAGUCUCUGAGCCACCUGCACACCAUACCCUCGGGCUCCAGCCACCAAAUGAUUGUUGUGCCCCAGACCACUGCCCGGCCCACCACCAUCUUAACGGAUCGCAAGUCGAUGGAUCCCUUCGGCGGUGAACCGAAGGCGCGCGUCUGUCACGCCAACUUCCCAGAUAUUCCGAACACCAAACGCGCAUCCUAAGUCGCCCAGGCGGCUGUUUUUCAUAGCUUUGGUCUUUUUCUAAAAGAAAGAAAUUUAGAAGUUAGGAGACGACUAUGUCAAUCAAUAAAUAGCUUUGGCUAGAAGCAGCCAACCUGGUUAA
Messenger RNA from Drosophila bipectinata, 1136 nucleotides. Its product is annotated as protein phosphatase inhibitor 2. Gene Ontology annotation, molecular function: protein phosphatase inhibitor activity. Gene Ontology annotation, biological process: regulation of signal transduction. The record is from RefSeq and is a predicted model, not a curated record. NCBI's taxonomy places the organism in Eukaryota, Metazoa, Arthropoda, Insecta, Diptera, Drosophilidae.